AUGACAUCGCGGCGGAGCGGGGGCCUAGGUGGGAAUGGUCCCCCGAGUUCUCCGAACAGCAGUUCGGAGGACAACGGGUUCACCAGCAGGCCUAAAGUAGCGGGACUGUACGUAAAGAACCUCAGCAGAGAGGAACUAGAGAUCCUUGCCGAAGAGGGGAUUUAUGGUCCUUUGGGAGAUCCCCAGGACAGGAGAGAGGACAGGGGAAGCCAGAGGAGUCUGGAUCAAGCAGGACCCAGCAAAGAGGUAGCGAAUCCGUCUUGGACCUUCACAUCGAGAACUCCCCAACCUAAAAGAAAAUCCAGAGCUCCCAGACAUCGCAGUCAUGGACGAAAGUUCGAGGAACUGCAGGUCCAGGUCUCGCAGGACUUCCCUUCUGUGGAGCCAAGAGUGCCUGAGUGCAGAUUUGACGAAAUCAACGUGCAGGUUAGAGAUAAGUUUAGUGUACCCGAAAUGGAAGAAGACGGUGGCAGGGUCUCCGGGCGUAGGCUCGAUGAUAGUCAGGAGCAGGUCAGGAAGCCCGUCGGCGCGUUCGUGUCAGGGGAGACCAAUGUUCCUGGGCGAGAUGAAGAUUCUGUCAAGAGAACUUGGAUCCAAGAUGAUCCCAACAGGGAGUUCCCGGGGCAGCAUCCAUUAUACAUACGAAAUGAUGAGAUACAGAGCACUAGGCGAUCACCUCCAUUGUACGAUGAUCCGAAUCCGCCCGAGUACGACUACGAAGAUUCCCUGUCGUCCUUGUUCCCCAGAUGUGUUACUCGGCCCAUGGAAGACCGUAAGGAAGAGAAGGCAGAAGAUCUGGAUUCAACCUUUCAAGACCGGGUAGAAACCGCAUCCGAGUCCGGUGCCGCGAGUCCUGGGAUUGCAGCUCUUUUCUCCGAAGCACCACCAUCACCUGAGGCAUCUGGAUCACCUAUCCCUGGUCCUAACCACGAAUCCGGAGGCUCGCCCCCAAAAAGGCCACCGGGAUCUAAGACUCAGGACAGUACCAGACUACGUCCCCCUCUAGCUGGGACUGCAGGCACCUCAGCCGAUUCAGGAACCGGGGAUUCCGGCAGCGCUGAGAUCCAAGCCGAGCCUCUGGGCACUCCUCAACCCUCCGGUCCAGAGACCAACAGAACGCCAGAAAUCGAGGGCAAGUCUCCAGGUGCCCGAACUCCCGGAAAGGGCGGAAAGCAGCAGGUCAAGCCCUUCACCAAAGAGAGUCUGGAUAGGCUGGAAAACAGGACCGUCCAACUGGUCAGGGAGUACGGGUUUCAACCUCGCAGGAAGACCUCAGUCGAAGAUGGGGCAGUUUUGCCCAACAAGUUUGAGCCCUUCCCCGCCAAUCUCUACGGCCGGCCGCUUGAGGAAAUUGACAACUUCAUCUACGACGAGGUGAGUGAACCAUCAAUUAGCCAUGUUACUGUCUCCGGGCAUCAUCCUGGAACGAUCAUCACACUACGUUUGGUCAUUAAUCCACACCACCUCCUUAAUUACGCUCCUUUAACUCCUUGA
Messenger RNA from Orussus abietinus, 1494 nucleotides. RefSeq lists its product as uncharacterized. The transcript has a single exon. Lineage: Eukaryota; Metazoa; Arthropoda; Insecta; Hymenoptera; Orussidae. Bases 1 to 1494 code for a protein of 497 amino acids. The record is from RefSeq and is a predicted model, not a curated record.